AUGCAAUGUGCAACGAUGAAUCGUCGAACCCUGACGAUGAACUGGGACGAUCUGGCUGGCGACGAUGACGAUGACGACAACUUCUUCGAGUCGCGCGAGCGCAUCUCGUCGGUCGUCCCCCUCGACCUCGCCUCAUCCUCCUCCGACGACGACGAUUCGGAGGGCUUCGAGGACAGCCGAAUGUCCUUCACCUCCACCAUAUCUUCCGCCUCCAUCAAGAAAAUAAGCGACGAACAACAACAACAACAUAAACAACAACAACAACAACAUAUGUCCCCUCCGAUGGCCACGAUCAUGCUCGUCCGCUCGAGAUCGGACGGCGACAUCGACGCCUUCUCGGCACGAACCAAACAACGCAAGGAGGAUCUAAUCGGGCCCGUCUCGAAACAGAGGUUGACCCGAACCUCCUCGGGCCUCCAGAUAUCCACCAUCAGCGUCUGCCAGUACACGACCGUCGCCGACGGGCCGAGGACCAAAUCCGGAGACGCCGCCACGCAGUCGCCUCCGGCGAACAACGGUACGAUCGGGUCGUUCUUCCUUAUAAAAAACCUCGACACGGGCAAGGAGUUCAUCGUGAAGGAGUACAACGAGCAGGGGAUGUGGAACAAGCUGAGCGAGGUCGAGACGGGCAAGCAACUAACGAUUGAAGAAUUCGAGAAGUCGGUCGGGUACUCGCCCGUCGUCAAGGAGCUUAUGCGACGGGGGAAGGUCGCACGGGACGGCAGCCGCAAGCUCAACGCUAACUCCCUCCUCACGAAGAGCUUUCGGAACAGCAAACGAAAAGGGGCAGCCCUUUUAAAGAACAUAAAGGGUGUGGCCACCUCUAUGAGUGGGCUAAGCAAGGAACAUGAGCAAGAGCUGCAAGAGGAAAUGAAGGGCCCAAACUCGAAGGCCACCACGUCUCAAUGGGAGAUCCAAGCCCACGAGGGGUCGGUUUGGACCAUUAAAUUCAGCCACGACGCGCGCCACCUAGCGAGCGCGGGGGAGGACAAGUCGAUUCACGUGUGGGAGGUGCAGGAGUGCGAGGUCAUGUCAGCCAGGACAGGGGACGAGCUUGCGAGCUCAGUUGGCGGGACACCGAUUCACCCAGUGGCUUCCGACCACCGGCCGCCGCUGGCGGAGAUAACACCGAUGCCAUCUGAGAGGAAAAAGAAAGGCAAGAGCAAUAGGAAAAAGGGGAGCUCGAUACCGGAUUACGUGAAUGUGCCGGAUAUGGUUUUCGGCCUCUCCGAAAAACCGGUUUGCACUUUCAGGGGUCAUCAGGAUGAUGUCUUGGAUCUGUCGUGGUCGAAAAAUAAUCAGGUCGGCUAA
Messenger RNA from Striga hermonthica, 1311 nucleotides. The record is from the annotation of a GenBank genome assembly. NCBI's taxonomy places the organism in Eukaryota, Viridiplantae, Streptophyta, Magnoliopsida, Lamiales, Orobanchaceae.